AUGGUAGUUGUAACGCCAAAUAUGACCGAAGGGAGGGUGGUGGAACUGUUUGGCGGUGCCAUCCGCUGUCUGCUUCCCGUCACGACCGUUGACGUGAGUGAAUUCAGGCAGGUGCCCGACACACAGGAGGUGUACACCGAGGCAGAGACGGGUAUGUGCAUCAUCGUUGAGCUUCUUGCCCGUCAGUCUGAAGUCAGUGACAGGGAGUGCGGGGCAUUUUUCUUUAAGGACCUCGCACAUGCGAAUGAGUGCCGUGACGGGGACUACACACUCAACGCCCAGGAGCCACUCGCACCCUCGGAUUACCCAAAGGUGGCGCAGCUGCCACCAGGAGCGGCGCCAGGGAACGGACAGGAGUGUGCAUACGGCUGUCUUAUUUCUGGGACGCAGCGUAUCUCCAAGUACAAAAAUGAGCGGGGCAAAGAGAACGAGGUUUUUGUGGCAAUCGGAGUGCUGCGCUUCUUGCCGUCCAUCUCUUCCGAUGUGCUGCUCUCCAUCUCUGCGCCUCAGUGGAUCCAUCCGGAGAGCAGCGAGGCUCAAGUGGUGCGACAGCUUCGGGGGAAGGAGGAGGUGCUGGCGGUGUUGCGGCGUAUGUUGAUUUCUUUUGAGGUGCGAGAAUGGUCGCUUUUUGUGCCAGAGGGUUGA
Messenger RNA from Trypanosoma cruzi, 645 nucleotides. Its product is annotated as Ran-binding protein, putative. Gene Ontology annotation, biological process: protein import into nucleus. The coding region runs from base 1 to 645 and encodes 214 amino acids. The record is from RefSeq and is a predicted model, not a curated record. NCBI's taxonomy places the organism in Eukaryota, Euglenozoa, Kinetoplastea, Trypanosomatida, Trypanosomatidae. The transcript has a single exon. Gene Ontology annotation, molecular function: guanyl-nucleotide exchange factor activity; small GTPase binding. Gene Ontology annotation, cellular component: nucleus.